GGCCAUAUUUCUGGUUCCCUCCUCCUUCACCCCUCUCAUUUUACUCUUAUCACGCUUCCCAGAAUGUUUGCCUGCUGGGAGAAUCUUUUUGACAACUUCCCAUGUGUUGUCAGAUAGCUCCAUAGCAUUCAGUUUCUGGGAAACAUCCAGAAGCAUGCAGUGACAUUGCAUAAUCCUCCUCUAAAGCCAGAGAUAGUGGCGGUGGCACUCAGAGGAGCCUUCUCACAGCGCUGUCAUGAAAGGAACAGGAGUCACGGAAGGUGCCCCCAAGACACUCCUGGCCAGGGCACUUUAUGACAACUGCCCUGACUGCUCUGACGAGCUGGCUUUCUGCAGAGGGGACAUCCUGACCAUUCUGGAGCAAAAUGUGCCAGCAAGUGAAGGCUGGUGGAAAUGUUUGCUCCACGGGAAGCAAGGCCUGGCCCCUGCCAACCGUCUCCAAAUCCUCACAGAGGUUGCCACAGACAGGCCCUGCCCUGCGUUCCUGCGAGGCCUGGGAGAAGCUCUUGCCCACUCAGAGGAGAUCUACCAGGUGCCCACUCUGCUCCACCCUCCUCCACUAGGCCCCGUCUACGAGCAGAUGAAGAGUUGGGUAGAGGGACACACUACCCCCGUCGCCCAAGUCUACGAAUUCCCCGACCCUCCCACCAGUGCCAGAAUCAUCUGUGAGAAGACUCUAAGCUUUCCAAAGCAGGACCUCUUCAUGCUCCCCAGACCUGCGCAGGCCUCGCUGCCAACUCUGCCUCCCCAAGUGUAUGAUGUGCCUACCCAGAGCCGGGUCCCCUCAGCCCUCAAGGAGUCAGAGAAGCAGCAGCUAUACGACAUACCGGCCAGCCCCCGAAAGGCAGCCCUCUGUCCCCCAGACAGCCAAGCAAGUGGUGCUCUGACACCAACGACCGCCUUAAAAAGGAAAGGCUACCACACAUUACCAAAUCCUCAGAAGCCAGACUGGAUUUAUGACACUCCAGUGUCUCUGGGAAAGACCAGUGUCAGAAAUACAACUCCAAUCAGCUCUGCAGAAGAAUUGGGGCCCCACGCUCCUAGUUCUGCCUCCACUUUCUACAGUCCUCCAGGAAGCAGAGUCAGGUCCCUCACUCCACAGCUGAAUGUGCCCGUGCAGAAAAAACUCAGUCUUCCAGAACUCCAUUCUUACGGCUCUCCAGCACCCAAGGACUCAUUCCCUUUGGAGGAAGGUGUCAGGUACAAGGUUCCAUCCAGCUUUCUGAUUCCCCGGGUGGAACAGCAGAACACGAAGCCCAAUAUUUAUGACAGCCCUAAAGCGAUGAUGAGUAUCCCUCGUGCUGGGAAGGAGCUGGGAAAAGCCGAUGAGGCUGCAGAGAAUUCCAUGGGCCCAAAUGCCCCAUGGUUCUGCAGACCCACAGCCUCCCUGUCACCUGACAGAUUAUCCACCACCAGUCCCAACAGAGCUAGUGUGGUGUCUUCCUGCUCCACCAUGUCCACUGACUCCUCCUCCAGCUCUUCCUCGGAAGACUCAGCAAAGGAGCUCUCCCUGGACCUGGACUUGGCCAAGGGGACAGUGAGGGCUCUGCAGCACAAGGUGGUCAGCUCUGCAGCGGGUCUGCUGCUCUUCGUAAGCAGGAAGUGGAGGCUCCGGGACCAUCUGGAGGCCAAUCUGGAUGCCAUCCGCAGGGCUGCUGAUCACAUAGAAGAGUCUGUAAGAGAAUUUCUGGAGUUUGCCCACAGAGUCUGUGGGACUGCCUGGAAGCUCACCGACAGCAACUUUCAAGCCCGAAUCAGGGAUCAGCUACAGACAAUCUCCAACUCCUACCAGAUCCUGCUAGAAGCAAAGGAAAGCCUGGAUGGCUGCGACUGGUCCCUGGAAGUCCUUGUGACUGACAACGUCCAAACCAGCCCGGAUGACCUUGAGAGGUUUGUCAUGGUGGCACGGACCAUUCCAGAAGACAUCAAGAAGUUUACCUCUAUUGUUAUUGCCAAUGGGAGGCUCCUUUUUAAACAGAACUGUGAAAAGGAAGAGACAGUGCAACUGACCCCAAAUGCAGAAUUUAGGUGUGCAAAAAGCAUCCAGCCUCCCCAAAGAGAAAUCGAAUCACACCAAAGGAAGACUCCUUUUACUAAGCAGAGGGAAAAUGAACACUCCCCUGACCUGUUAAAGAAGUACGGGACAAAUACCUGUGAACAGAGUUUUCCUAGCCUAGAAGAGAAAGAAAAACUCAUCUUGGAACAAAGGUUGGAUAAAAACCAAGACCCUGGAACAACGAAUCCUCUCUCUCUAACACCCCAACCUUUGAGUCAGCAGACUCCCCAGAAGAAAAUCCACCUUUCUGAACACUGCCGACUCUAUUUCGGGGCGCUCUUCAAGGCAAUCAGCGUCUUCAGCAGCAGCCUCGGCAACAGCCAGUCCCUGGAGACCUUCAUCACGCAGAGCAAGCUGGUCAUCAUGGUGGGGCAGAAGCUGGUGGACACACUGUGCAAGGAGACGCAGGAGCGGGACGUGCGGAACGAGGUGCUCUGCAGCAGCAGCCACCUGUGCGGCCUGCUCAGGGACCUGGCACUGGCCACCAAGACAGCGGUGCUCACCUACCCGAACCCUGCCGCCCUAGGGCGCCUCCAGGCCCAGGCUGAGAGGCUGGAGCAGCACACACGGCAAUUCAGAGGGACGUUGGAAUGAGGACUCUGCCUGUGACUUUCUCUGCUAACCUCUGAGUUUCACAUCCACGACCUGCAAGGCAGGGGCAUAGGAUGGCCUGAAACAGACAUGCCACCUACAGCUGGUGUUAUCAAGGGGCUAAGCAACCCCAGGACAUUGGCUUACCCCACAGCAGGCCAGGAAAGAGAGUCAGACAUUCCAUAAGGACCAUGUUACGUUUCGCAUAUUAGGAAGAGUAUGCAGGGUCAGUGUUUGAAGUGAUGCCAUAGAAAUAAUUUCUUAUAUUAAUUAAAACACAUACUGCAUAUUUUAAAUGCAUUCAUUCAACAUUUAUUUAUUGGGCACCUACUAUAUGUCAAGCUCUAGGUACUGGAGACAUAGUGGUCCUGCCCUCACGGAGCUUGCCGUAUAAAAUGAUGAAGAAAUACACGUACAAUCUAUCAGGUGCUAGAAGGAAAACAAAGGAGGGGAAGGGGAAGACAGCUUAUUUUCAAAUGAUUGCGAUUUGUCACAUCUGUUGGAAAACUUCAGCAGAAGAUCAGGUGUCCUAGACACAUCUCACAUCUCACAAAUACCUUCACUGACUGGAGACAGCAUCUCUGGGCUCUAAGUCCCCUGAAAUGGUAUCAAGUUCAACUCCUAUCUCCCACUUUUUAUUUGGCUAGCACCUUUAAAAUGUUGACUGCUAGAAGGUUGAUUAUUUUUUUGAGUUAGUCUCAGGAUCCUUAAAAUAAGGAUCCCAUCUUUGUAAGUUUUCUUAUUUUUGAUUGAGUUAAUUUUGUGACAUUGGUAUAAAUUAUAUAUCUGUAUCUUGCACCAAAAAAUAUAUAUUUUUGCUAUGUUACCUUAACUUAGUUAAAAUACAUGUUAUACUUCCAAUGUGACAUGUUCUGUUGGGUUCCCUAUUAAUUUAUUUUGUACAUUAUUCAGGGAUGUCCAACCUCUUUUUUCCCCGCUGCACAUCGAAAGAGGAGUUGUCCUGGGCCACACGUUAAAUAUAUGAACACUAACAAAAACUGAUGAGCAAAAAAUUAGGUCUGCGUGUAAUUUUCAUGAUAUCCAAUGCCACAGAUAAGCAAAACAGGUCUCAAAUAAUCCACAUGCAACCCACAGGCCACAGGUUGGACACCCCUGUUAGAGUCUGUAUUGAUAAAUCCUACUGCUCAA
Messenger RNA from Nycticebus coucang (slow loris), 3796 nucleotides. It is a transcript of the gene CASS4, whose product is annotated as Cas scaffold protein family member 4. The record is from RefSeq and is a predicted model, not a curated record. The transcript is spliced from 7 exons. Gene Ontology annotation, biological process: cell migration; cell surface receptor protein tyrosine kinase signaling pathway. Gene Ontology annotation, molecular function: protein binding. Gene Ontology annotation, cellular component: plasma membrane; cytoplasm. Lineage: Eukaryota; Metazoa; Chordata; Mammalia; Primates; Lorisidae. The coding region runs from base 236 to 2650 and encodes 804 amino acids.